AUGGAACAACAACCAGAAAAGACAAUACAUUUGGGGGUGAAACCUUCAAUUCCAGGUUCACCAUUACCAACACAUCAUCUGCGACAUGUCAUUGUCGCUGCAAAAGAUGGAAGAACCGGACAUGACAUGCAGCUUCAUUACACUCAUGAGAAAGUCAUUGGCAAUGGAUCAUUUGGAGUUGUGUAUCAGGCAAAACUAAUGCACACUGGCGAACUGGCAGCCAUCAAAAAAGUGCUUCAAGACAAGCGAUUCAAGAACCGAGAAUUGGAAAUGAUGAGAAUGAUGCACCAUCCCAAUGUCUGUGCUUUGAGGGCUUAUUUCUACAAUCAGGGCGAAAAGAGAGAUGAAAUCUUUUUGAACCUUGUACUGGAAUAUGUGCCAGAAACAGUAUAUCGAGUAGCUCGCCAUUAUGCCAAAAUUAGACAACCUAUACCCGUUUUGCAGGUCAAGAUUUACAUGUAUCAGUUAUACAGAGCACUCGCCUACUGUCAUAGUAUCGGUAUCUGUCAUCGAGAUAUCAAGCCUCAGAACCUAUUGCUAGAACCCAUCACAGGCGUCCUCAAGUUGUGUGAUUUUGGAAGUGCUAAAAUACUGAACUCAGGUGACUCCAAUGUAUCUUACAUUUGCUCUCGCUAUUAUCGUGCCCCAGAGCUCAUCUUUGGUGCUGCUGAGUAUUCGGUCAAGAUCGACAUUUGGUCUGCUGGUUGUGUCAUGGGUGAAUUAUUGUUGGGACAACCCUUAUUUCCAGGCGAAAGUGGCAUAGAUCAGUUAGUAGAGAUUAUCAAGGUACUCGGCACACCAUCAAGAGAACAGAUUGAACUGAUGAAUCCGGACUAUGACGAUCACAAAUUUCCACUCAUCAAACCACAUCCAUUUGCAAAGAUUUUUAGAUUAAGAACACCACCAGAAGCGAUUGAUUUAAUGUCGAAUAUACUACAAUACAACCCGUUGGCUAGACCAACUGCUAGUGAGGCACUUAUACAUCCUUUCUUUGACGAAUUGCGCAAUCCCGACACCAAAAUGCCCACAGGAAAACCACUUCCACCACUAUUUGACUUUUCAAUUGGAGAAUUAUCGAUUCAACCUGAAUUCAUCAAAAAGCUUGUACCACCACAUUGCUAUGAUGAAUUGACAUCCAGAGGAAUCAAUAUUCAUGACUUUGUGCCAAUUCCUGCAGAAGGUUUACGUAUAUCAUUGGAUUGA
Molecule: messenger RNA, 1203 nt
Organism: Mucor velutinosus
Lineage: Eukaryota; Fungi; Mucoromycota; Mucoromycetes; Mucorales; Mucoraceae
Product: Phosphatidylinositol:ceramide phosphoinositol transferase (IPC synthase)
Exons: 6
Coding region: 1-1203 (400 amino acids)
Biological process (GO): protein phosphorylation; signal transduction
Cellular component (GO): cytoplasm
Molecular function (GO): ATP binding; protein serine/threonine/tyrosine kinase activity; protein serine/threonine kinase activity
Source: RefSeq, a predicted model, not a curated record